AUGGUACGCCGCCCAGGUGGGUUGGUCGUGCUCUCCGCCCUGGUCGCCACCGUGGCAUCCACGCCCGCGGGCAAGCCGCUGACUCCGGCGCCUGCCCCGACGGCCAGUCCGAUCCGCAGCCCGAUGCCCAGCCAGAUGCCCAGCCUGAGGACAGGCCCGGCGCCCACGUUCCAGACGCCUGCUUCCGAUGCGGCCUGCAUGUGGGCGAGUAUCAUCGGCGAGUGUUCGCUUCACGGCGUCUGCGUGCAGAGCCCAAACUACCCACAGAGUUACGGCGUGGAUCAGACGUGCACCUUGGAGAUCAGUGCGGCUUUCUCGGCGCCCCUCGCGGUGGAUUUUUUCGGCACCGAGGCGUACUUCGAUACGCUCACUGUCAACGGAGUGCAGCACUCUGGAGCUAGGGGUCCCAGUGGAAUGAUUCCGACAACGAGUAUCUCGUGGGUGUCAGACCACAGUGUGCCUGGCAGUGGUUGGAGGUUGUGCCAGGCUUCGAGUCAGGUUCAACCACGGACCUCGGCUUUCACGACGAGCGAUGGCCAGUUCCAGCUAGUCUUGGCCACUGAGCAGGUCUCGUGCUGCCAGAAUUCUCCAACCAGCAGUGUAUCGUCGACCCAAUCGGGCGCGGUCCUGUUGUGGCCAUGUGUUUACUCUGCAGGUAGUUGGGCUGAUGAUUGCGGCGGGGGAUACACUGCAACAUUUCAGGAAUGGAUUGAUGACUGCUUGAGCGGAAUGACUGAUAGGAUUUGCAUCGAUUCGCAGACUUACGUGUAUGUUCAAGUCGCGCCAACCCCGUCCCCUGUGGCCCAGGAGUACAGUAUGUGGGCAGCUGUCACCGGCUAUUGCACGUUGGAUGGUUCUUGCGUGGAGAGCCAUAAUUUCCCGCAGAAUUAUAACAGUAAUCAGGGGUGCAUUUUGGAGAUCAGUGCGGAGUUUUCAGCGCCUAUCAUAGUCGAGAGCUUCAACACGGAGGCGUCUUUCGAUUAUCUCACUGUCAAUGGACAGUUUUACUCUGGAAGUGCUGGGCCCAGCGGUAUCACGCCGACAUCCAGCAUCAGCUGGACUUCUGAUCACACCAUAACCCAGAGCGGCUGGAGACUGUGCGCCGCCCCACCGACGCCUGCUCCACCGACGCCAGCUCCAACACCUUUUCCGUGGUCUUGCACUUCGAUUCGUGCAAGCACUUUCGUUUACGAGUACCAGUCGUAUCAUAGUAUAGAUGAUGAUUCCAUAGUGUUGACAACCGAUCAACAAUCAUCCCUUGGGCGGGUCUCUUCGACUCUCGCACUGUCGGGUGCUUUUUUGAUUCAGUUCGAUAUGUACCAGGGUGGUGGAACAGGUGCUGACGGGUGCUGUGUGAAGUACGGUGGUUAUGACGAUGAGAGGUGGGAGGAUAGGUCUGAGGAUGGCCUGUCUGUUUGUUUUGAUUCCUUCGGGCCGGAUCGUGGCGUGGACAUUUCGUGGAAUGGAGAUAUUGUGUUUUCAGAGCUGGGCGAACAAUAUUGGGAUGAGCAGGUUCCCCUCUUCGAGGAUUCCGCUUGGCACAGCGUCAUUGUAAAAGUCACGCCGAGGGGAGGUGGUGCGGUGGUCGCGCUGAACUUAGAUGAGAGUUACUACUACAAGACCGCCUGGAUUAGUAACUAUUCGAUUCCCAUUGGUAGUGGCCAGUUGAGCUUCACUGCAAGAACAGGUAGUCUUACGAAUUACCACAUAGUCAAAGAUGUCCAGGCGUGCGUUUCUUCAACAACGACCUCGACUUCUGCGACGACUGGGACCAGGACUACCGAGAGCGAAAUUCCUACCACGACUGGGACUGCAACCGCUGAGCCCCCUACCAUGACUGCCAGUGCGAUUGCAGAUACCGCCACCACGACUGGGACUGCAACCGCUGAGCCCCCUACCAUGACUGCCAGUGCGAUUGCAGAUACCGCCACCACGACUGCGGCACUGGCAUCGACUUCGCUGACGUCUUCGGUGGCAGCAGGCGACACCGAGCUGCCUGUGGAGUCCACGGUGGGGUUCGACGUCGGCGGCUCCAUCGAAAUCGAGGGCGGCGGCAACCGCGAGUCGGGGCUCAUUGUGAGCAUCGGGUCGAUCACGCUGGCCAGCGGGUUGGCGAACGGCUACCCCCUCGGCUCUACCGUCACCUACGUCAUCCCACCUAAGAGCAUGGAUUUUUGGUUCAUCCCCGUGAGCGAGAUCAUGCUCAUGCCGGUCGACGCUCCAAUCCCACGCCAUCAGACGUGCCGUGACAUGGGAUUGUUGGUCAAGCGGAGGAUCGACAUCGACGACGUCUUGUCUGGAAACCUUUGCGUUGACACAGCGGCCGUGUCACAUCGUUGGCCAGUGGCAGAGCAUUUCGAUCCGCAGUGCACCAAGUUGAGUAAAUUGCAAGAGGUCUUGCCACGUACACCUUCCAUUAAGUGGCUGUGGAUUGACUGGAUCUGUGCUCCUCAAUGGCACGACGGUGGGCGCACCGAUGAGGAGGAGGUUGAAUUCAAGAUGAUUUUAAAACACAUUCUUCCAUUCAUCUUCCUCGGGUGCAAAGUGAUCGUCCUGUACGAGCGGAUCUACAACCAGCGGUUCUGGCCAAAUGUGGAGUGUUGGAUUGCCACCAAAAUGGCGACACCUCACGGGCUCGUUCCUGCUAGCGACGAUCGUCUCCGAGUGCAAGUCCACGGCAUACAUUCGGCUGGCGGGCACGAUAAAGCCAACCUUGCACAGGUACUAGAGUAUUGGCACAGGGCCACUGCGCAAGAAGCAAUCACGAUUCUCUCGCACGACGAUAUCCUUGUCACCAACGCGAAAGACAAGGAAGUCAAUCUCAAGGUGGUUGCGUCUUUGGACGAGCAGAUCCGGUGCCAUCACAGCUCGUUACACGUCGUUCAGUCCAUACGGCAGUUUGUCCCUCUCUGA
This is a messenger RNA of Prorocentrum cordatum, 2913 nucleotides long. The record is from the annotation of a GenBank genome assembly. NCBI's taxonomy places the organism in Eukaryota, Dinophyceae, Prorocentrales, Prorocentraceae.